Messenger RNA from Nicotiana tabacum (common tobacco), 477 nucleotides. The record is from RefSeq and is a predicted model, not a curated record. Lineage: Eukaryota; Viridiplantae; Streptophyta; Magnoliopsida; Solanales; Solanaceae.
AUGGUCACUCUUAGAUCUGUUAUUGCUAUUGCAACUGCAAAGGGUUGGGUCUUGCAAAAAAUGAACGUGUACAAUGCUUUCUUGCAAGGUGAUUUAGAGGAGGAAGUAUAUAUACAUUUGUCACGGGGCUUCUCACAUUCAGCAGGAGCCAAGCUUGUAGGGGCUCCUAUUGAGGUAAAUCAAAAGCUGACCAUAUCUGAAUUUGAUCACCAAUUUGGUGUUGAAAAUGAUUCAUUGCUCGCAGAUCCUGGAGCCUACCAGAGAUUGAUUGGUAGGUUGCUUUACUUAAAAAUUACUAGGUCGGAUAUAUCUUUUACAAAAUCCAAGAAGCAAAACACUAUUGCUCAUAGUUCAGCUGAAGCUGAGUAUAAGAGCUUAGCUUCAACAGUGGCAGAGAUUAUGGGGUUGGUUGAUUUGUUCACUGAAUUGGGUAUCUCUCUCACUCUGCCUGCUCCACUCUAUUGUGAUAGUAAAUAA